UCCAGUUCACAGUUUUAUAAGCUAAUAGAUCCACAGAGAUCUUCUCAUUCGACUGGUCUAUAUCUACUCCUCUCUCUUCUCCAUAAGAUAUUUCAUAAUACUAGUGUGAAUCAACAGAGUUUCCAUGUUUUAAGGUCACUCACAAGUUAUACAUCUCUUUCUUAGUGAAGUCACUUGAUAGCUGAAGUUAAAAAAAAAAGAUAAAGUUGAAAAUGAGUUUAGGUGCUUUGAUGAGGGAAGAGAAGAGAGCAAGACCAGCUUCUUCUCAGGUGUACAUGUCCAAAGAUGUAGACUGGCAAAUGCUUGAUAAGUCAAGGUUCUUCUUCCUCGGUGCCGCUCUCUUCUCCGGUGUAUCCACUGCUCUUUACCCUAUCGUAGUCCUCAAGACAAGGCAACAAGUCUCACCGACCCACGUUUCCUGCGCCAACAUCUCUCUGGCCAUCGCUAGGCUCGAGGGUCUGAAAGGGUUCUACAAGGGGUUUGGUACAUCUUUGCUUGGUACCAUCCCGGCUCGUGCUCUCUACAUGACGGCUCUAGAGAUCACCAAGAGUAGUGUAGGCCAAGCAACUGUUAGGUUAGGUUUGUCUGAUACAACGUCUAUGGCUGUUUCCAACGGUGCAGCCGGUUUGGCCUCGGCAGUUGCUGCUCAGGUUGUCUGGACUCCUAUUGAUGUCGUGAGCCAACGGCUUAUGGUUCAAGGAGACCUGUCGGCGAAUAAGCAUGUCCCUGGAGUGAUCAGUUCUUGUAGAUACACUAAUGGGUUAGAUGCUUUUAGAAAGAUUCUUUACAGUGAUGGACCGAGAGGGUUCUACAGAGGGUUUGGUCUCUCCCUCUUGACUUAUGCACCUUCGAACGCUGUAUGGUGGGCGUCUUAUUCUUUGUCUCAGAAAAAGAUUUGGUCUCGUUUCAAAGGUCCAUGUGACCGUAAGGAAAACGCUCCUGGCUCAAUGGUGGUUCAAGCGCUGAGUGCAGCCAUAGCAAGCGGUUGUUCAGCUUUGAUAACGAUGCCGGUAGACACAAUCAAGACGAGGUUGCAGGUUUUAGACGCGGAGGAGAAUGGGAGGAGACGAGCGAUGACAGUGAUGCAGACGGUGAAGAGCUUGAUGAGGGAAGGAGGGUUUGGGGCUUGUUACAGAGGGUUGGGACCAAGGUGGGUCUCAAUGUCAAUGUCUGCAACAACUAUGAUCACAACCUACGAGUUCUUGAAGCGUCUUUCCACUAAGAAGCAGAGAUGAUUAUAUGAUAUAAAGUUAUAAAACCAUUCAUAAGUCUAAGUUUCUCUGUUUCUUGUGUUGAAAUGAAGAAACGUAAUGGGCAAAUCUAAACAAGACGCAAUUGAUUGAGUUUUAAAAAUGU
Raphanus sativus (radish) is the source of this 1356-nucleotide messenger RNA. RefSeq lists its product as uncharacterized. The coding region runs from base 213 to 1235 and encodes 340 amino acids. The transcript has a single exon. The record is from RefSeq and is a predicted model, not a curated record. Lineage: Eukaryota; Viridiplantae; Streptophyta; Magnoliopsida; Brassicales; Brassicaceae. Gene Ontology annotation, biological process: transmembrane transport.